ACAUCACAUCAAAAUCAAAUGCCUCCCUUCAUUUCAACUCAAACAGUUAGCAGAUUACUGAUCCAACGGUUCAGUUGAUGGACCGACCCGGUUUAUUCGGUGAGCCGCGGUUCGUUGGGUGUUAAAGCCGGAGGUUCUUCUUCUUCUUCCUCCCGUCGCCGUCAUCUCACACCGCGAGCUCCUCCUCCUCGACCUGUGAAACCACACAAUAGAUAUCUAAUCGCCGUCGCCCUCCCGAUUCGACGGACCGAUCGACGUAUGCAUGAAAUGCCAUGCAACCUCGCCAUGGCAAGUGGCAACGAUUGACAUUCCCUUCCUCGACGCUCACCAAGAAUCACUCCUCCUCCUUUCUUCUGUUCGCAACUUCUCCCGUGCAUGCAGGAUUCAUAAAGCUGAUGUGAUGGAAUUCGCCUCGUGAUUUAUUGAAUCCUGUACUGUUCCUUUCUCACCAUCCCUCUCUGACAGAUUGAGAUUUUGCGGCAGCUUUAUCUGAUGCGAGAUCACCUCAAAUCCCUCUGUUUUCCUUUUCUCCCCUGUUUCCACUGUUUCUCUCUCUGACACCAAAAAACCUGCACACUUUCUCACGCGCGCACCAAUUCCCCUCUGACCUCCGCCAUGGCUGAGCUCACAAGCAGCUCUGCUCUGUAGCCUAGCAGAGCGGAGCAGAGCUCACUCUCCGUUUUCCUCCAGGAUUAGAUAGGAAGCAAGGGCUACGGCAUGGCUACCUCUGACACGCCUUGAUUCGUCCUGCUCAUUUAAGUCGCACAGCUCACCUCUCUUCCCUCUUUAUAAGCAGAGUUUGGGAGCUUUUGUUGACGUAUGAUUUCGGUCGUGGAAUGACAAAAAAUUAAUCUUUGGCUCACUCGAUCCGAUAAGCAGCGUUGAAAUGGAGAACCACGUCGCCAGCGAGUCUCAGCUGCCGCCUGGUUUCCGAUUCCACCCCACCGACGAGGAGCUCAUCACGCACUACCUCCUCAAGAAAGUGCUUGACGUCAACUUCGCGGGCCGGGCCAUUGCCGAGAUCGACCUCAACAAAUGCGAGCCAUGGGAACUCCCAGAGAAGGCGAAGAUGGGGGAGAAGGAAUGGUACUUCUUCAGCCUUCGCGAUCGGAAGUACCCCACCGGACUGCGGACCAACAGGGCAACAGACGCCGGGUACUGGAAGGCGACGGGGAAGGACCGGGAAAUCUACAGCUCGAAGGCGACGGCGCUGGUGGGGAUGAAGAAGACGUUGGUGUUCUACAGAGGGAGAGCUCCCAAGGGCGAGAAAAGCAACUGGGUGAUGCACGAGUACAGGCUCGAGGGCAAGUUCGCCUACCAUUUCUUGUCGAGAUCUUUCAAGGAGGAAUGGGUAGUUUCCCGCGUGUUUCAGAAGUGCGGCGGUGGGGGAAGCAGCGGGAAGAGGACCCGCUUCGCGCUCGCCGGCGAGAGCGCCGCCGUGAGGGAGGCGGCGCCCGUGCCCUGCUUCUCCACCACCGUCUCCUUCAUGGGCCUCCACUUCCCGCCAGCUCCUCCGUCCGGCUUCGCCGGAGGCUUCCAGAGUCUGAGGUCGUUGCAGGAGAAUCUUCACUUGCCGUUUCUCAUACCAAGUGCGCCCGGGCCGCCGCCGGCGAUCGAUUCGGCGGGUUCGGGGUGGCCGUCGGAUUUCCAUCGGACGGCCGAGACUAGUGAUGCUGUGCUGGGCCACCAGUUGCCUGUGGGGUCCACGGAGCUAGAUUGCGUUUGGAGCUUCUAAAGACGUCCUGUUUGGUACCAGCGGCAGUUGCUACGAAAUUUGCCCGUUUUGUACUCCGAUCCGACACGUGUCGCGUUGUGAUGUGAAUUUCUGGCUACGAAAAAGAAAGCG
This is a messenger RNA of Zingiber officinale, 1846 nucleotides long. Its product is annotated as protein CUP-SHAPED COTYLEDON 2-like. Gene Ontology annotation, biological process: regulation of DNA-templated transcription. The transcript is spliced from 3 exons. Bases 887 to 1735 code for a protein of 282 amino acids. Lineage: Eukaryota; Viridiplantae; Streptophyta; Magnoliopsida; Zingiberales; Zingiberaceae. Gene Ontology annotation, molecular function: DNA binding. The record is from RefSeq and is a predicted model, not a curated record.